CAAGAAGAAACUACAGUAUAAACUAAUCCCCUCGCCUCCCUCCUGGGCUCCUCGCUUCGCCCGGCGGAACUGCGGAAGAAGAAUAUCUACCCGUUUCCGCCUCCCACCGCUCUCGACAACUACAGCCCCGGAAGGAGGCCGAAACCUAGCGCCGCCGACCUCGGAAAUCCCGCCAGCCAUGGCGACCUCGCCUACCCAGGGCGAGCCGUCCUCCUCCGAUCCGAAGUCGAAGAAGGACUACUCGACGGCGAUCCUCGAGAGGAAGAAGUCGCCGAACCGGCUGGUGGUCGACGAGGCCACCAAUGACGACAACUCCGUCCUCGCGCUGCACCCGGAGACCAUGGAGAGGCUCCAGCUCUUCCGCGGGGACACUGUCCUGCUUAAGGGUAAGAAGAGAAAGGACACAAUCUGCAUCGUGCUUGCGGAUGACACAUGUGAGGAGCCAAAGAUCCGGAUGAACAAAACUGUUAGGAAGAACUUGAGAGUGCGACUUGGUGAUGUGGUGUCUGUUCAUCAAUGCCCAGAUGUCAAAUACGGGAAGCGUGUGCACAUACUUCCUAUUGACGACACGGUUGAAGGCAUCACCGGAAACUUGUUUGAUGCUUUCUUGAAACCAUACUUCCUUGAAGCUUACCGUCCUUUGAGAAAAGGAGACCUUUUCCUUGUGAGGGGUGGAAUGAGGAGUGUGGAAUUCAAAGUUAUAGAGACUGAUCCCGCAGAGUAUUGCAUUGUUGCGCCUGACACGGAGAUAUUCUGUGAUGGUGAGCCUAUCAAGAGAGAAGACGAGGAAAGGCUAGACGAGGUUGGCUAUGAUGAUGUUGGUGGAGUUAGGAAACAAAUGGCCCAGAUCAGAGAGCUGGUCGAACUCCCACUGCGCCAUCCCCAACUUUUCAAGUCUAUUGGUGUUAAGCCACCAAAGGGCAUAUUGCUGUACGGACCACCUGGCUCUGGCAAGACCCUAAUUGCUAGAGCUGUCGCUAAUGAAACAGGUGCAUUCUUCUUUCUGAUUAAUGGCCCAGAAAUCAUGUCGAAGCUAGCAGGAGAAAGUGAGAGUAAUCUCAGAAAGGCAUUCGAAGAAGCUGAGAAGAAUGCACCAGCCAUCAUCUUCAUUGAUGAGAUUGAUUCAAUAGCCCCAAAGAGAGAAAAGACGAAUGGAGAAGUUGAAAGGCGUAUUGUUUCACAGCUGUUGACUCUUAUGGAUGGUCUGAAAUCCCGUGCUCAUGUUAUUGUUAUGGGUGCUACAAAUCGGCCAAACAGCAUUGAUCCUGCGCUUAGGAGAUUUGGCAGGUUUGACCGGGAGAUUGACAUUGGUGUUCCUGAUGAAGUUGGGCGCCUUGAAGUUCUUCGUAUUCACACUAAAAACAUGAAGCUAGCUGAAGACGUCGAGCUGGAACAUAUUUCAAAAGACACCCAUGGGUUUGUUGGUGCAGAUUUAGCUGCCCUUUGCACUGAGGCUGCCCUCCAGUGCAUUCGUGAGAAGAUGGAUAUUAUUGAUCUCGAGGAUGAGACCAUAGAUGCUGAAAUACUGAACUCUAUGGCUGUUACAAACGACCACUUCAAGACUGCACUAACGACCAGCAACCCAUCUGCUCUCCGUGAAACUGUUGUUGAAGUUCCAAAUGUCUCUUGGGAAGAUAUUGGUGGUCUGGAGAAUGUCAAAAGGGAGUUGCAGGAGACUGUCCAGUAUCCUGUGGAGCAUCCAGAGAAAUUUGAGAAGUUUGGCAUGUCUCCUUCCAAAGGUGUUCUGUUCUAUGGUCCUCCCGGCUGUGGUAAAACAUUGUUGGCCAAGGCAAUUGCAAACGAGUGCCAGGCUAACUUCAUCAGUGUCAAAGGACCUGAGCUGCUCACCAUGUGGUUUGGUGAGAGUGAGGCUAAUGUGCGUGAGAUUUUUGACAAGGCUAGGGGGUCAGCACCAUGUGUCCUCUUCUUUGAUGAGCUUGAUUCAAUUGCUACCCAGAGAGGAAGCAGUGUUGGGGAUGCUGGAGGUGCGGCUGAUAGAGUGCUGAACCAGCUGCUGACUGAGAUGGAUGGCAUGAACGCAAAGAAAACUGUAUUUAUCAUCGGUGCUACGAACAGGCCAGACAUCAUAGACCCUGCCUUGCUCAGGCCAGGGCGUCUUGAUCAGCUUAUCUACAUCCCUCUUCCUGAUGUUGAGUCCAGGCUCCAGAUCUUCAAAGCAUGCCUCAGGAAGUCUCCUGUGGCCAAGGAUGUGGACUUGAAUGCUCUUGCCAAAUACACACAAGGGUUCAGUGGUGCCGACAUCACAGAAAUUUGUCAGCGUGCUUGCAAAUAUGCCAUCAGGGAGAAUAUUGAAAAGGACAUCGAAAUGGAAAGGCGUAGGAAGGACAAUCCUGAAGCCAUGGAGGAAGAUGUGGUGGAUGAGAUCGCUGAGAUCAGGGCUGCUCACUUUGAGGAGUCGAUGAAGUAUGCACGCCGGAGUGUGAGCGACGCGGACAUUCGCAAGUACCAGGCCUUUGCCCAGACGCUGCAGCAGUCUCGUGGAUUUGGCAGCGAGUUCCGGUUCCCUGAUCAGCCCGCUGCUGGCGCUGCCGCUGCUGCCGACCCUUUUGCAUCCGCUGCCGCUGCAGCUGAAGAUGAUGAUUUAUAUAGCUAAAUCCCUCUCUGUCGUGCUCAUUAACUUACAGUGAUUUCCUAAAUAUACUUGUCAUGUUAUGCCCUUCUCAUAUGCGAACGUUGAAGGCUGUACUUAUUUUAUUAUUGGGAUGAUACUCGUAUUAUCUGCCAAUUAUUUGCUACUUUAGCUUGCUUUUGUAAUGUUAUACUGGUCUUGUGGAAUCA
Molecule: messenger RNA, 2799 nt
Organism: Brachypodium distachyon (stiff brome)
Lineage: Eukaryota; Viridiplantae; Streptophyta; Magnoliopsida; Poales; Poaceae
Product: cell division control protein 48 homolog E
Exons: 9
Coding region: 179-2614 (811 amino acids)
Biological process (GO): retrograde protein transport, ER to cytosol; autophagosome maturation; mitotic spindle disassembly
Cellular component (GO): cytosol; VCP-NPL4-UFD1 AAA ATPase complex; nucleus
Molecular function (GO): ATP binding; polyubiquitin modification-dependent protein binding; ATP hydrolysis activity
Source: RefSeq, a predicted model, not a curated record